UAUAGAGAGCAGCAGCAUAUCUUUAAGUCUUUCAGAUAUUAAUUCCUUAAAUUUGCUCGCCUUUAUAUGCGACCUCUAUUACACAUAUAUGUACUACUUACUUAUGUAGACGUGGCGCUAUAAAGUAUAGGUUAAAUGUUUAUAGUUUAUGGUGGAUUGACAGUGUUUUGCAAUUUGUAGUUUAGUUAUCUUUGGAUGGCAGUAUUUUUAAGUUGCGUAGUGCCAAAGUCACUACAAAUAUGAGUGGUGCAUCACGUAAAGUGAAAAAUCCAUUAUUAUCAGCAGCUGGUGAAGGCUUUCCGUUUGAAAAUUAUACUGAAAAUGCAUUUUUGGUGCCUGUUACGCCUGCGACACCUGCGGUAUUCCGCGAUGUACCCGAGAUAGAUAAGGUGACUGUAUUAGCUGUAUCUGGUGCAACAUUAUCAGACGCUGAAUCGAACAACUUCGUUGAACAGGAGCCGACCAAUUUGCGUAAUUCAGAAAGUUUAACGGCUGUGCCCGACACGGAUAGCGAAUUCACGCCGAUACCCUUGCAUCCCGAGGAGAACAAGAAUCCAACGAGCCAGCCGACGAAGCAGGGUUACCUGACUUCGAUCCUUUCCUCUUUGCCGAAUUUAUCUUUGUCGUCGAUCACAGGCGACGGGUCUCAGCCGAAUCAGGGAGCGGAGAACGUAACCGGUGUACAAAAUACGAAGCCUCCUGUGCCUUUGCACGAUCGUCGCGACUCGUUGAGGGACACAUCACCGCCCGUAAUCGCCAAUUUUCACGAUUCUCGACGCGCAAAUUUUACGGGAUUCGUCGAGGUUAAUCCCGGAAGUGGUGGAAGCUUGCUGCCAGCCCCGCCACAGUCGACGGUGCCGCCUACGCUUCCUUCCACGACGAAUGGUCCCAUAUCGUAUCGUUUGGGCAAUCAGAGACGCCUCAAGUACGCGCCACCGCCCGAUUUAACGUCGAACGCAUCCAAACAAUAUUCCGCCCCCGUGACUCAACCCCUUCUCGCGGCCCAUAACUCGGUCGCAACACCGAGUAUAUUUAAUCCAAACGAGUCCGUUGGAACGAUCCCAACUUGCCAACCCAUCGUUGAGCCAUCGAUUUCUACGAAUUCACCCUCUUUACAACUUUCCACGCCAGAGUACUUAUCCCAGGCUAACUCUUUGCAAGAGUCCUUUAGAUCUAGUCCAGUCGCGAUAUCCGGCGCUGCUUAUAACUCGACAGCCACAUCGAGAAGCGUCACGCCUCAGAAUCAAAAUUCGAAUUUAGGUGUUCCCGCUUCCACCGCUCAACCGAUUCCUCGCCAAGUUGCAGAGCCAACCACGCCGCAGAAUACCCCCGCCAACGUUAAUUAUUUCGGCUACGAUACUUACGGGGGGCAACGAGAUUUCCCCCCGAGAACGGUCGAGAGCUCGGAGAAAGGAGCAGCGGCGGGGAAGAAUAGGAUAGAGGCAGCGUUGCAGAUCCCGAAAGAGGAGAGCGAAGUGAAAUCUGGCGUCGAGGCGAAGCCUAGCGUAACCUUCGCCCCGGUGUCCGCGGUUCAAGUUACGGAAAAGUUGGAACACUUGCUCGCCGAGCGCGAAGAAGUAGACCCGUCUCGUCUUCCCUGUGACGAAACGUCAACGAAAGUCGAGGAUGUGAGCGUGACGGAGCCGGUUGCGAAUUAUGACGAUGCAAAGUUGACCGGCGUCGAGGGGCACAACGAUUUAUCGAGCAAUGUGUUUUCAAGAAAAGAGGGUUCAGAGAUAACGCAUUCGACGAUAAUAACUUGUCAAGAAGCGAACGCACAACAACAAGGAAAGUUCAAUGGAACGCAGAGUCGCGGUGUAUCGUCGAACGUGCGAUCCGCGCAACAACAAUAUUAUCAGCCGCAACCUUUCCUCCCAUCGAGUGCCGGCUUUUUUGCGGAAGUGCCAGAUCAUCGGAGAUCAUCGAAUCUGACUUACAACCUUCCUGCAGCCGAGGCUUCGCCAUCCACCAGUUAUAAUACCGAUCCUUCGAAGAUCGUCACCCAAUCGGCGAGCUCGUUCUUCAACAAGCCGGAGAGUAACGUCUCGUUUCCCGUUUUCCAGUACAAAGAAAAUACAGCGAAUGCCCGCGAAUUAGGCGUGGCUAAUUCGAGAAACGAUUCGCAACAAGCGGCGUGCAACAGCCCGAUCGAUCCCACGUUCGUCGAUCCUCAAGUACCUCGAUCCUCGUGGGAUAUCAAUCGAAUCUCGGAGAGUGUGAUCGCAACAUGUAACCCGGCUGCCCAGUCGGCCCAACAACCUUUGUUCUACGAUCCCGCCCAAUUCCAAGACGAACUGCCGAAACAAAUACCGACGUACACGCCGCCACCGGCGACGAGUCUAACCACGAGUUAUUUCGAUAAUUUUGCUGGAUCGACGCAAGCGACCGAUAUAACGAGCGGGAUCGGGAAUUUUGAAUUUCCACCCGCGCCUUCUAUGACCGUACUCGAGCCCACGGGUUCGGCUACGUUAAAUCCUGUCCAGAUGUCAAUUAAUCCGCUGAGCGGACGCGCCGUAACGGACGGUGUGCCUCCAAGUUUUCAGAAUUUGGCCGCCGGUUCCUCGGAUAAACGCAUGCAGUACAGAGGAGUGUAUCACCAUUGGUUUUAUCGCAAAAAAGUGGAGCACAAAGUGUUAUGGGUUCCGUUCUCUAUGCAAGACAGUUUACGCCUAGAGGGGGUUCAUAAUUCCACAGAAAUUACCCCUGAAACGACGGUGGCCACCGAUGGAGGUCGUUACGACGUUGACAUUUUACGACGUCAGAGAUCUCCCGUUUAUUGGAGCGGAGAAUCGACGGAAGUGAGGCGAUGCUCGUGGUUCUUCAAAGGACCUACUGAAUCGAGAUACGUUCCUUACGACGAGAAUACCGCUUGUAAACUCGAGGAAGAGUAUAAACAAGCGUGUCUGCUCAACAAUUGGAAUCGAAGGAUCGAUUUGAACAAUGGGGAAUAUAUUAUCUUCCAUAGUGCCUCUGUUCAGGUUCACUACUUGACGGCUGCUUCACCGGAAUUGGCUGCGUCAUGGGGAAAUAGUGCGGGCUCAGAGGACAGUACAUAUUUACAGGGUGCUGGUAGUAGGCCUAGGGUGAUAAAAAGGGGUCUUGACGAGUUCCACAUCGAAGAUGGCGAACCCGAGAAAAUAGAUCAUGUUCUGUUCCUCGUCCACGGCAUUGGUAGCGUCUGCGAUUUGAAAUUCCGAACUGUGGAAGAAGUCGUUGACGAAUUUCGAAGUAUUUCAUUGCAACUGGUACAAUCUCAUUAUCGAACCGCCAGUGAGCAGAGAAUUGUAAAUAGGAUAGAAGUUUUACCAAUCUCGUGGCAUACAACGCUCCAUUCCGACACUGGAAUCGAUAAGAAGUUACAAGCUAUCACCUUGGAUAGUAUAUCGAAAUUACGACACUUCACCAACGACACGUUGCUCGACAUACUUUUUUAUACCAGUCCAGUGUAUUGUCAAACUAUUAUCACAACGGUUGGAAAUGAAUUGAACAGGCUGUAUGCUCUUUUCAAGAAACGAAAUCCAGAUUUCGAGGGUGGAAUUUACCUUGGCGGCCAUUCUUUGGGUAGCUUAAUUUUGUUUGAUCUUCUGUGUCAUCAGAAACCAUUGUCGGAUGAUAAACCGAGUGAGAAUGAUAGCGAAUCUAACGAGGAACAGAAACAAGAAGAUGUCGAUUCUUCUGAACUACCCAAUAGUGUCUUAAAACGACGUCUCAGUAAAAAAAUAAGCUACGUAGUAGGCGCUGCUGGGACUGGUCAGCCUUACAUACAUUACACGCAAUUACAUUUUCACCCACGUGCCUUUUUCGCUUUCGGUAGCCCGAUUGGUAUGUUCGUGACAGUUCGAGGCAUCGAUAUGCUGGGAGAAGACUUUGCAUUGCCAACGUGUCCUGCUUUUUUCAAUAUAUUCCAUCCCUUCGAUCCUGUAGCUUACAGGAUCGAGGCGCUCAUUAACCCAGAUGCUCCUAAAUAUCGACCAAUGUUGAUCCCUCACCACAAAGGACGGAAAAGAAUGCAUUUGGAAUUAAAAGAAACAAUGGCACGCGUCGGUGCGGAUCUGAAGCAGAAGUUACUCGAUUCCGUGAGAAAUACAUGGAACUCUGUUUAUCAAUUGGCGCUGUUUCACAAACCGGAUAACAGUACGCUCGAGCGUGAAAUUGAUAAAGUUAUGGAAGAACAGUUGCAUCAAACCGUUCCGGAACAUCAAGCUAACGACGACGCCGGUGUUGAACUUAAAGUGGGCAAAUUGAAUAAUGGACGAAGAAUAGAUUACGUUCUUCAGGAAGCUCCGUUCGAAUACAUUAACGAGUAUAUUUUUGCUUUGACGAGUCACGUUUGUUAUUGGGAGUCCGAGGACACCAUGCUGUUGAUUUUAAAGGAAAUAUACGGCUCAACUGGUAUUCAAACAGAUGCUCAACUUCCAGCGUUAUCGUUGCAAGUUUGUCCCACGCCAAAUUCUUCUACAGUGUAUGAGACGGAUGGACUACUACAUAAUCCUAUUAUGGGAAUAGAUCCUACCGCACCUAUAUCCGAGAAACUUGUUGGUCCGCCGCCUAAAAGUGGAUUUGUUAAAAAAUCAUGAUCGAAAUGGAAUCAUUUUAACUUGCUUGAAAAGUUUCACGACAAUGAAGGACAAAAUAUUGUUACGAAUCAUAUAAUUGCUGCCGAUCAGGUUGAUGCGGGCAUUGUACCUGAUGUUAACGCGAGUUACAAAUUUUAAUUAUUGAAAAUUAAAUUUUCUUGUUUCCUGCAAGAGUUGCAUCCGGGAUUGUUAUCGAAUCUGCCGAAAUAUUCUAAAAUAAUACCCAAGUGGAUUGUUUCUUCGUAUCUUCUCAAAUUCACCAUUUAGAUACGUCGGCCUACGCAACAACGUUCAAACACUGAAAAAGUAAUUAAAAAAAAUUAUUAGGAAAAAGAAAAAAAUAAUAAUUAAAAUAAAUUGUAACAAUUUAAUCCUUAGAUGUGAUAUAAAAAUUAUACAUAGUCGACCUAUUGAUAUUCGUCAUUUCGGCAAAUUAAAAAUAUUGUAACAUUCAUUAAAAAUUUAGGGAUAUUGAUAUUGGAUAAGCGAACGAAAGUGAGAAUUUGUAAUACGAAAAAAUAUGUUAUAAAGAUUAUUCAUAUUGUUUAUUGUAAAUAUACAUGAUUAUAUAAGUGGAUAUAAAGUAAAUAUAUAGACUAUAUGAAGUUUUUCAAAAUAUGCUUGCAUUUUAUGAGAAUUCAUUCGAUUCUCAUCGAUGCAAGAAUUUUAAUAAAAAAAAAAACCCUAUUCUUUUA
This is a messenger RNA of Apis cerana (Asiatic honeybee), 5272 nucleotides long. RefSeq lists its product as uncharacterized. NCBI's taxonomy places the organism in Eukaryota, Metazoa, Arthropoda, Insecta, Hymenoptera, Apidae. Gene Ontology annotation, molecular function: glycerophospholipase activity; metal ion binding. Gene Ontology annotation, cellular component: cytoplasm; COPII-coated ER to Golgi transport vesicle. The record is from RefSeq and is a predicted model, not a curated record.